AUGAAGAUAAUUUAUCGCCUCAUCUCUUACUGCUACUUAUGGUUACCUAAAAAACUUUAAAAGUCUCUUCAGAAAAACUUAUUCUAAUAGUAAGAAAUCGAAUAGAUUUUUAAAGUAUUUAAUAAAAUUUAACAUAGAUUGAAUUUUCGAAUGGCGAAGUUUAAAAACUUGUAAAUUUUGAAAUAUAGAAUAAUCAAAUAAAUCUUAUUAGCGUAAUCAUCAUUACUAUUUCUUUUAGAUUAAUCUUAUUUUAAUGAAAUUAGUUGAUAAAAUUUUUAGAACAGAAAAUCUCAUUAUUUUGACUAUCAUGAUUAUAGUUCUAUCAGGAGAUACAUAUACUGAAGAUUAAACUGGAAAAAUAAUAGUUUUAUUUACUUUAAUUAGUUAUUUAUUAGAUAAAUUGCAAUAUUUUAUUAAUCUUUUGAUUAUUAGUUAUUAAAGAUGGAAGUAGCAAUCUAUUAUUAACAACUAUAAAUGCCGCAUUUUUUAAAAAUUUCCUAAUAUAUCAGAGGAGGAAAUCUAAAGGAUGGAAGAGAAUAACUAAGAUUAUAUUGAGUAACUAAUAUUAACUAAAUAGAUUUAAGUCGUAUUAAUCAAUUAAAUGGUGUGAAUUAUAAGUUGGAUAGAUAGUUUGUUUAAAACAUGGAAAAUAAAGUCCAGCAGAUCUCUUGAUUUUAGAUUCAAGUUAAGAAUAAGUUCUUGCUGAUUAUGAGUUACGAAUUUCAUGUCCUUGCACAUUUGUUAAUGUAAAUCAUAAUUCUAAAGGUAAUAUUAUGGAUUUUAUAACUAAAUUAAAUGGAUCGAUCUCAUUCACUACUUAAGAAACCAUUACUGGAAGUAUUAAGUUGAAAAAUGAUCCAAAAGCUACACCUUUUAAUUAAAAGAAUAUGAUAAUGAGAGGAGAAAUUAUGGAUAGAGCAGAUUGGAUUUUUGGAAUGGCUAUAAGAGUUGGUGAUGAUUGUAGCUAUGUUUAAAAGAGUCUUAAUAAUUAAAGUUUUCUAUCAUAAAGUUGGUUAAGAGAAUUUCACACUUAAAUUAUAUGUUUAAGUGGUAUCUUAUUUUCAAUUUGCUUUAUUCCUAAUAUUAUAUACUCAUCACUAAUUUAAACUGAAUAUUUUUUUGAUAGCUUAAUCUAUUGUUUAUUAAUCUUUCCACAAACUUUAUUAUUAGUAGAAAAAAUUUGGUAUUUUUGGAUUUUAUUAUAUAACAAUUAGUUAUUUGCAAAAUACUAAGUUUAAUAAGCUAUAAAAGAAUCAAGAUCUACUGUUUUUAAAACAUUAACAUAAGAGAACCCUAUAUCAAUUACAUCCUAAAAUGAAAGGAAAAUAUUAAUGCCUAUAAAAAAAAACUUUAUAUUGAGUCUAAUACCAGCAUUUAAUAAAUUAAAAUUAAUAAAACAUAAAAGUAAUAAAUACAAUAGAAGUGGAUUUUUGACACUUACACCUACAAGUAUUUUAGAUUUAAUUUAAACUGAUGUUAUAGUGUUUGAAAAUCCAUAAAAUUUAUUCAAAUCAUCUCCAAAAGUUAUUUAAUUAGUUUAGAACUUAAAAAAUUAUCAAUUUAAUUAUGAUAAAUUAAAAGAUUUAGUUACAAAAGCUUCACCAUAAUAAAAAACUAAUUGUGAUAAAAUGUUAUUAGACACUAAUCGCUAAUAAACUUAAGAUGAGAUGAAAACAUUAGAUAUUGAAAUGUUAAUUUCAGAAAAAAGAGUACCUGAUUUAAGAAACUCAUUAGAUUCUUUUGUAUCUACAAAACAAAUAAAAAAAAUACAAUUUAUGAGAAAAGAUACUCUUCCUGAUUUUAAAUAAUAAGAAACAAAAUUGAAUAGCGGAAUAGGAAAAAAAAAGAGCUCUAGAUAUAUUUUUGAUUAAUCUUUUGCUGCAAAACCUAAUAAUUAAUAAUAAUAAUAAUAACAUUCUCAUGAUAGUAGUAAAGAUAUAUCAAAUAAUAAUGCAUCUGCAUCAUAUCAAACUCCACCUAUCUUAAGAUAAAAAAGUUAAUUCAUUCGUUCAGGUAAUUUAUUUAAACAUAAUUCUUCAUCUUUUUAAAAUUCUUCAUCAAAAUUAAAUGAAUUUAAUUAAGAUAGAUUAGUAGGGGAUACUCUCAAUGAAUAAGAUUUUAUUGAUGUAUUAUAUAGUAGAGAUGAUACUAUUCAUAAUGAAAUUUUAAUUAUGAUGUUAGUUACAAAUAGUGCUAUGACACUUUAUAAUGAAAAAUUAUAAAAGUUGGAAAUCAAUUUUGAAAAUAAAUAUGAUUAAUCUAUACUUUAAUUUACUGAAUUAUUUGAUUAUUGUCUCGUAUGUGCUACUGAAAUUGAAAACUCAAGACCAGAAUUCAAUAUGAAAACUAUAAUUAAAAAAGUGAUAACAAUCUCUAAUGUUUCUAAAAUAUUUGAUGUUUUGACUUUUUUAGAACCUACUGAAAAUAGAAAAAAUAUAUUAUCUGUACUUGUUAGAGAUCCAGAAUCCUUUCUUUUAGAUGAAGGAGCAUUACUAUACUCACGUCUUGAAACAAGUAAUUAUGGUUAAUAAGAAAAUAAAUAUAAUGAAUUUUUAUCAGAAAUGACAUGGGAUGGACAAAAAACAUUUUUAUACACAAAAAAAUAAUUAGAUUAAGUUUAAACAGAUGAAUUUUUAAAAAAACUUUCAGCUAUUUAUGAAACUUAUGGUAAUAGGUCUCAUGAAAUUGAAAAAUUAUUUAUUGAAUUAGAAUAAUAAAGUGAACCAAUGUUUGCUAUAGGAAUAAAAACACACAAUUCAAAUUGUUUAGUACUUUCUUCUUAGGAAUUAAAUUAUGAUAUCUUAGAUUAGGAUAAAAUAUUUUAACAUCUAUACAAUUUUAAUUUAAAAACUUGUUUUGUUACAUAAUAUAAUUAUGAUGAACUUUUAAUAUUUCUAAGAAGCUUUUAAAUUAUACGUUCUAAAGAAUAGAUUUUAGAAUUUAAAGAAAAAGAUAAAUAACAAUUAUAGUUUAAAGUUAAAUAAUAUAUUCAAGCAUUACUAGAAUAUUAAAACACAAAUUAAAAUUAUGAAAAAUUUAUAAUCGUUAGUUCUGAAGCUUUUAAUACAAUAAGAAAAGAUGAUUAUUUAAAAUACCAUUUCAUAUUAAUGGUUUAAUUUUCAUUUGGACUAGGAGCUUAUUCAUUUACAAGCAGCUAAAAAGGAAAAUUGAUAAAAUUACUCAAAAUGGCUGAUAAAAAGAUUCUUACUGUUGGUAAUUCCUUAGAUAACGGAUAUAUGUUUUCUAAAUCAGAUAUUUCAGUAAGUUUAAUGAGAAAUAAGUCAUUAAUCUCUAUUUUGCAUCCAAAAUUUGUGAUAUUUAACAUGAAAUAACUUUUUAGAAUGCUUUUUAUUUAUUGUCCAAAAUAAAUGUUGAAUUAUCUAGCUAUAAUGGAAGUUUAAUUAUAUAGAUGUACUUUAAUUGGACUAACUAUUUUUGCUAGUAAUUUUGAACUAAACGACAUGAAUAUUUUUUAUCUACUUUUAUUCUAUUUAAUUCCUAGUAACCUUUUAUCAAGCCUAUAAAAUUACUAUUUAUUUGUACUGCAUACGAAAUAAUAAUUAAAAAAUGCAAAUAAUUAUUCAAGACUAUUAAAUAAUUUAAAAAAUAAAAUAUUAUUUAAAUAAGCAAUAAAAGUCAUACUUAUUGCAAUAAUUGAUUUCUGUAUAUUAAUUUUAAUUCAAAAUUCUAUUUUAAACUUUAUCUCCUUAAACGGUAAAAUUGACUAAACUUAAUAAAUAAUUUUAUUCUAUGUUGCUCUUGAAAUUCUGGAAAAAUCUAAAAUUUUAUUCUAUAUAUUUUCUCUUUCCUCAUAAAUGUAAUAUUAUAUAAUACAAUUAUGUGUGACAAUAGUAAUGACCGCAAUUUUGAUAAUAAUAUUUAAUUUAGUAUAAAUAAGUGUGGAUUAGUAAAAGAUUUCUGAAGAAUUUGAUGUAGAAAAUUUAGUUGCUUUCAUUUUUAUUGCAGUUUUUGUACUUGGCCUAUCAUAUAUUUUAUAUGAAACUUUGAAAAUAUUUUCUAUUUAAUUUGCACUUCCUUCUGAUCUAUAUUUAUUUGAUUAAAACUAUUAAAGAAUAAUAUAAGUAAGAAAUAAUAUAUCAUCUUCAAAUUCUCUUAGUGAAAUUGAAGAUGAAAAAUUAAGAAUCUUUAACUAGAAAUUAAAAUAAUUAACUGACCAACUAUUUGAUAAUAAGGAUAUAAUUGAAGAGAGUAUAACAAAAUAAAUUAAAGGAGAUUAAUCUCUAAUUGAUGAGAUGGAUAAACUUCAUGGAUUUUAAGACAAAAAAACAGAGUAAACAUUCUAAGACUUUUUUAGAGAAUAAAAUAAUCAUAGAUAUAAUAUUGUUUAUACAUUUAUCUUUUAUGAUAUAUGUAUUAUAAUCAUGCAUUUUUACGAUAUAUUUACUGAAGACAUUUUUUAAAUUUCAAUCCUUAUAACUGUUGUAAUAUAAUUUGUCAUCUAAAUCUUUAUAGCAUUUUUAUAAUUUAGAGUUAUAAAUGAUAAAAAGACUAGAUAAAAUUUAUAAAUAAUCUCUUACAUUCUGAGAUUCAUUUUUUAAAUUAUAAUUGAUAUUUUGUAUUUUGAUUCAUAACAAACUUUUGUAGGAUUUUUAUUAAGUAUUUAAUUCAUAUUAGCAUUUGCAAUGACUUCUCAACCUUAAAUACCAUUAUUAAUGUAUGCUGCUCUUUAACUAAUAAAUUAUAUAAUCAACUUACUUUCUGAUGGCUUUACAAUGAAUUUUAAAGAUUACAAACCUCUAAUAUUUUGUAUUUCAAAGUAUAGUUUACUUUUAAUAGAAGUAUCCUAUCCAGUUUUUUAAAUGGUUCAGAAAACCCAAUUUUUAUAAAGAUCAUUUUAUAUUUACUAAAAUAGAUUAAAUAAUGAGAAAAAGAAGAUUAACAAUAUCCUUGGAUUAUUAAUGCCAAGAUUUAUAUAGGAGAGAAUGAAUAAAGGAUAGAUUUAAAUAUCUUAAGAUUAAGGAGAUGUGACUGUUCUUUUUUGUGAUAUCUAUUAAUUUGAUAAAGUGAUAAAAUUUUAAUAAGAAAAUAUCUUAGAUUUCUUAGAUACUCUUUAUAGGGCCUUUGAUUAACAUUGUUAAACAUAUGAUUUAUAAAAGAUUGAGACAGUAGGUAAAACUUAUAUGGCAGCUGGUGGUCUUAAAGAUUAUGAUGCAGUUAUAAGUAUUAAUAUAUAAAUUAAAAUAUAGAUUAAAAAAAUGCAAAUAGUACAACAAGAGCAUUGGAAACAGCAAUAGCUAUGAUGGAAACAGUAAAAACAAUGAAGUAUGGUGAUAAUUAAGAUGUAAAACUUAAAAUAGGAAUUCAUUAUGGAAGAGUAAUUGCUGGAGUCAUUGGACUUCAUAAACCAUAAUUUUCUUUGAUAGGAGAUACUGUUAAUACUACUAGUAGAGUAUGUAGUACAGGUGAAGCUGGUUUUAUAACUUUAAGUGAAUCUGCUUACAAUCAUAUAAAAGAUACUACUAAAUAUUAAUUUGAGUAAAAAUCUGUAGCUGCAAAAGGGAAAGGUACUAUUGAAACUUUUAGAUUGAAAAUAUAAUCUAAAGAGAAAGAAUCAAGUAAAAAUAUAACUCCAAAAGCUUGUUUUGAUAAAGGGGAAAAGAAUUAUGAACUUGAAUGCAAGGUAUCCGUUAUGCCUUUGAAAACUUCAGAAAAUAACAAGAUGCCUCUCAAAGGUGUAAUGAAAAGAACAUCUAUUAUGGGUUAAGCAGGUAUUAAUCCUGAUACAAAAUCACCUUAAGUUUUAUUUAAAUAAAUUUAAAAAGAUAUUAAAAAUAAAUAAUAACCUUUGGCAAUUAUUAAAAAUAAAGCAUCAAUUGAACAUGAUUGUAAGGAUUUUGAUUUAAAGAGAUUAAAUUCUUAAAAAUCAAGAUCAGGAUCAAAUUUAGAUGUAAUAUUAUAUAUAUAUCAUUGAUAGAAUGAUAAUUAAUCAUAAGUAUAUCAGAAAGCAAAAACUCCAGCUUUAAUUAGUACUAUGAGAAAUAGUAUUACAACUCAUAGAAGAUUGGUUAGAUAAUCUGAGGAUUCUAGUAAUGCUAAUAUUGGUAAUGCUGCAACUUUAUAAUAAAUUUCAAUGACUCAUUUUUCAUAAAUUGAUAUGAAACCUUAACCGUAAUUAAAUUAAUUGCAAAAUCAAAAUAAUUAAAAUAAUAAUAAUAAUUAAUAACCAUUAAUCAAUUCUUUUUAAUAAACUUCUUAAAAUCAAUUACUUUUAAUUGCUGAACAUCCAAGCAAAGAAAGUUUAUAACAUGAAUAAAAUGAGGAUGAAGUAUAAAUACCUGAAAAAUAAGCUUAAAAUUUUGUUUAAAGGCCUUAAUUAAAAAAAAAAGGAACUUUGAUCAUGGUUGACUUGGUAUAAUAAAAAAAAGCCGGUUUCAUGAAAUCAAGUACAAAAAUUAUGGUUCCUGAGGAAAAGGAUAAAAUAAUAAAAAUAGCACAGAUUGAUAAUGAUUUAUAAACUGAAUAAAUUGUAAAAAGACAAAUAACAAAAUAAAAAUCUAUCAAACCUAUUUAAUAAGAAUCUUCUGACUCCUCAAUAAAGAAGUAGAAUGAUAACUUAUAUGAUAAAUUUGAAGAGUUAGAAAUAAAAAAAAGAUAAGGAAUUUCUAUGCUUUAGAAGAAAUUGGAUCUAAUGAAAUUGAAAAAUAUAAAAAAAUUUAAAUUAGAUUUUGAUAAGGAUUAUGAUUCUGAAUAAUUUAAAAGCUUUUAUGAUAGUAAAGAUCAAAUUUCAUAUUAUUAAAUAUAUGAGGAAUACAAAGAUUAAGAAUUGAUAAAUUUUAGAUAAACUUAUUCAUUUUUGUUGCUACUUAUGAUUCUUAAAAAUUUGUUGUACUUUUUAUUAGAUGAUUUAAAUCCAAAAAUUUAAAUAGGAUUAUUGAUUUCUAUAUUAUUUUAAAUAACCUUAAGUUUAGGAUUGGCAAUUCCAAUUUAUAAAUAUAGAGAAUAAUAAGAUUUUUUAAAAAUAAAAACUUUUGGAUUUAUUUAUUUUGUAAUAGUAAAUCUUUUGAAUCUUCUUGUAAUAUAAUUUAGUGAAGUAUCAGAAUUUUAAGUGAUUUUAUAAGCUUGCCAAAUAACAACAAUAUAUAUUAACUUAUUUUAUUUAUAAAUGUUGAUAGUACAAGACAAAUAUAAAUUAUUAAUAACAUAUAUUAUUUUACUAAUAUUGGUAACUGUUUAUGAGAAAUUUAUUUUGGAAAUUCUAUUUUUUGGAUUAAGUAUAAUAGGAUUAACUUUUUAUUCUUAGCAUUAAGUAAAUUAAAUAUUAGUAAAAAAUUAUAAGGUAAGUUAGUAAUUAUAAUUAUAAAUUGCAAAGUAUGAAAAUAUGUUAUAAUAUUUGAUGCCUCCUCAUGCAUUAAAACGAUUAUUAGAGCCAGAUUAAGAUAAUACAGAAACAUUUAUUGAUGUCUUAGAAAAUGCAACAGUAUUAUUUGCCGAUAUUGCAGGAUUUACAAAAUAUUCUAGUUCUGUAGAACCAGAAACAGUAGUAGAAAUGUUGAGAAAUUUAUUUUAAACAUUUGACGAAUUUUGUUAAAUGACUUAGGUGUACAAAUUAUUUACAAUAGGAGAUUGUUAUGUUUGUAUGGGAGUAAUGGAUUUGAAUUAAAGAGAUCCUGCUGAAGAAGUAUUUAUAUAUAAAAAUAUAAAUAAGGCUUAAAAUGUAUUGGUUUUCGGGUUAAAAAUGAUUUAAAUAAUAAAUGAUUGUAAUAAAGAUCCUUAAUAUUAACAUUUAAAUAUGAGAAUUGGAGUACAUACAGGUAAAGUACUUGGAGGAGUAGUAGGUACAGAUGUUGUAAGAUAUGAUAUUUAUGGUGAAGAUGUUACUAUUGCUAAUCUUAUGGAAUCAUCAGGCUCUGUAUUUAUUUAUGCUUAUUCUAUUUAAGGAAGGAAAAAUGUUAGUAAGUGAACAUACUAAAAAUUUAAUUGAAAGUGUUUAUGAAGAUUUCAAAUUUGAUUAUGCUAAAGAUGUUUAUAUUCCUUCUAAAGAUAUUACAUUACCUACUUUCUUUGUACAACUCAAUGAUUUAGUGUUUAGUUAAGAUGAAUGA
Molecule: messenger RNA, 8063 nt
Organism: Paramecium sonneborni
Lineage: Eukaryota; Ciliophora; Oligohymenophorea; Peniculida; Parameciidae
Source: the annotation of a GenBank genome assembly